GUUGAAAUAUAAACGGUGGCUCAUGAAAGUAUUUGAACAUCUAAUAAAGAAUUUUUAUGAAUAUAUUGUGUACGUUAUAUGAAAAGUUUUGAAAUGUCAUUGGCGCUUUAAUAAGAAUCGACUAACGUGACUAUAUUGGUAAAAUUUAAAAAACAAUGUGAAAAAAUGUAUGUAUGUAUGUACAAAUUGCAAGAUAUAUAUUUCAUAUUUAUAGAAGGCUUCUAUAAACGUUCUACAUGAAUACUUUCGCGAGCAACUGUAAUUAAUUGAAUACAUUUUUGGAUAAAUAAAAUUACCCUUACAUAAGUUAUUCUUUCAGAGCUGUGCGAUGUCAACGAAAAGCUGUUUCUUGCGGCUUCUUUAAAAAAUAUGCGUUGUAAUCAGAAACAAUUACAAAUUAAUUCUUAUUAAUGCAACAAUAAGGAGGUAGUUUCAACAUUUAAAAAUUGUAUUUACUGGAAGAUUACUAGGAAUUUUAUUACUACGAAUUAUAGUUAUUACGAAUUUAUAGCAUGUUUGUUAGUUUAGUUUUGAUGGAUAUUGCGUUUGCUUUUGUCGUAGUGAGUGAUGAGGAAAGUUUCAGCGUCCACACGCGAUAAGUUAAAAUAAUAAAUAAUUUGACACACAGUUACGUACAUCAUUGAAUGUGUCUGCUAUACGAGCUUUUAAGGAAAAAUUUCAGACGUGACGAUUGCACAGUUGGCGGUAUAUUUUGGAAGGCAAAAGGAAGAAAAGGAAGAUGGAACUUGUGUCGCAACUCAGGCGCGAACUCAGGUCGAGGUAAGUGGGACAAAAGGAAAGAGGAGGGAGGCCAAGUGGGACCGACCAACAGAAGCCGAGGAAGAUUUUGCAAGAAAAGCCAAGAGAACGCGUCCUUCUUGUCGAACUAAACCGACGAAAAAAGGAAGCGCUGAUGCAACUACCAUUUUCCGUGAAAACCGAUCGAAUUUCAUUGCGAGUCGACUUUUUGAUUGGCAAAGUUUUCCUAUACAAUAGUUUACUAACUACAAAUAUUAGUGAAUUUACAAAUAAUAUAUUAAAGGUUUUAAACUAUUUUUUAUCAUUCUACAACAAGAGACAAUUUUCCGGUAAUUUAGGUAAACCAAUAAAAACCAGCACACAAUCGAUCAAAAUCAAAUCACUUUUUUCUAACAAAUACAGAGAUAGCGCUGUAUCCGAAUAUUAAUGUAAGUAAACUGUAUUGAUACUAAUAAUAACUUAGAAAGCACAAAUCGACUAUGGUUAUCGACACUCGAUGCAAGCAAGUAUCGAUCAGUACCGUUCAAAGCGGAAGAAAACAAUCGAAGGAAAGCUUAACCUCGAUGUCACAGUGUCACGAUUACUAUACGUGGAAAGAAUAAUCAGUUCCUACAUUAACCGACUGAAUCAAGAUUCGAUCGAUCGAAGCUAGAAAGAUUGCGAUAAUAUCAGUAAAUUAAAGGACUAAAAUUUAAAGAAAAUAGAAACGAAGAUUGUAAAAAAUGGAUAACGAGCUACAAGACGAAUAUGAGGAUAUCACGUUUUGUCAUCGAAUAACCAUAUUUCCUCCUCUGAUACGCAACGCAAUCGUAACGAAGCCUAUUUCACAGUGUUUCGGAUACAAAUUUAUCACCUGGGCAAAAUUAUUCCAUUUAAUGACUAUCGUGUUUAUAAUGUGGAUGGGUUGGGCGGUUUUAUAUUUUAUAUUGGGCGACACGAUGUUACCGACAAACGACGGUUUUGGUUUAUACAUCCUCGCGUUAUUCUCAGCCUGGCUCGGCUGGUGCUUGUCAUCAAUUCCUUACUUAAGGAUUCCACCGGUGUUCGGCAUGCUAGUCGCCGGUAUAAUAGUUCGCAAUUCUGGACUGUACAAUAUUCACGAGGAACUCGGUGCAGUGACAACCUCUAAGAUCAGAACAUUUUGCCUAACCUUUAUCAUGAUACGCGCUGGACUUCAGCUGUCAACUACCAGUCUGGGAAAACAUACUAUAUUCAUAAUGAUGCUGGCCAUCGUUCCUUCCUCGAUCGAAGUUCUCGUUCUCUCGAUAUGCUGCAGAUACAUUCUGUCGUAUCACUGGGACUGGUCUUUUAUGGCUGGAACAAUACUCGGCUGUAUGUCGCCAGUGUUAAUCAUGAACUCUAUCCUGGCUUUGGCUGAGCAUGGUUAUGGCGAAGACCAUGGACUCGCUACGAUUCUUUCCACUGCUGCCUGUAUCGACGUCGUGCAUGUUAUCUCCCUGUUCACGAUUUGCUACUCAUUCGUCUUCGCCAACGACGAGGAUAGAAGCAAAUGGUGGUAUUACAUAUUAUCCAUCGGUAUUCGCGAUUCGAUAUUGGGCAUUAUGGCAGGAACUUUUCUGGGUAUCUGCUUCGUAUUUAUCCCUCAUCGUAGCCACAAAAACGCCAACUGGUAUCGAAUAAUCUGCUUGGUGCUUGGCUCUUUGAUGUGCACAACAGCAACUGCUAAAAUGACCAUCUCCGGUGGAGGAUACCUCGCCAGUUUAGUCAUGUCGUUCGUCAGCAUGGUUGGUUGGAGAAUUUUGACCGUUUCCUUUGACACGACGUCCUUUCGACGAGUGACGCAUACACUUUGGCAGCUGGUUCAACCGAUUUUGGUCGGAGUCAUUGGUGCUGACAUUGAAUUCGUGAAUUGGUCUGUAUCCAGAUUCGGGCUCUAUAUAUCAUGUAUUCUAAUCGGAUUGAUGGGAAGAAGUUGCGCCACCUAUUUGGCGACCUGGCGUACUCCAUUGACGUGGAAAGAACGAUUGUUCGUAGUGGUUUGUUGGCUACCGAAGGGUACCAUACAGGCAGCUUUGGGUCCGAUGGCGUACGAACACUUGCGGAACGGAGAGGAAUCUGAGGAACUCCAAAUGGCUAUGGACAUCGUGAAAGUAUCCGUGGUUACCAUUUUAUUUCUAUCGCCGAUCGGAGCCAGUUUGAUUAGCUAUACGGGGCCAAUUCUCCUUGUUCAAACUACCGCCGAGCAACGUCAAAGAGAUCGCGAGUUGAGCUAUUUGCGAAUCCUCUCCUUUCUACCCAUGUCAGAACAGAUCCAUCAACAGAACCCCUGAUGCUCUGAAGUCCUCAUCUUCUGCAUACUAGAACCGAUCGAUCGCUCUCGCUUAGACGUUCUCAAGCUCGACGACUAACCGAUCGACUAACCGAGUGCUCUUGAUAUCAUCUUCGUGGGAAAUCAUCGGCGCUUACCGCAGACAACGAGUUUACCCAGUUUAUUGAGUCUACCACGCGCUACAGUUUUCACAGGCAAACGCAUCACCUCCAUUUGAUGUUAUCCUUUUUAAUUUACCAUCUUCUCCUUUGGACUUGUAUAGGAGGAUGGUCUGCUGUAAAUUUGUUAUUCUUUUCAUUAUUAUUCAGUCGAUUUUAGUAAAAUAAACAUUUUACUUUAUCAAA
Bombus huntii is the source of this 3393-nucleotide messenger RNA. Its product is annotated as sodium/hydrogen exchanger 9B1-like. NCBI's taxonomy places the organism in Eukaryota, Metazoa, Arthropoda, Insecta, Hymenoptera, Apidae. Gene Ontology annotation, molecular function: antiporter activity. The transcript is spliced from 7 exons. Gene Ontology annotation, biological process: proton transmembrane transport. Gene Ontology annotation, cellular component: membrane. Bases 1482 to 3050 code for a protein of 522 amino acids. The record is from RefSeq and is a predicted model, not a curated record.